UUGGCGGGCUGCGAGUGGGGCAAUGUGGCGGGCUGGUCGCCUAGGACGUGGGGCGGCGCUGGGGCUGCUGCUGGCGGUCCACGCGGUGGCGGCGUUCGAGCCCAUCAGCGUGGGCAUCGCCAUCGGGGCCGCGUCGGCGCUCACCGGCUACCUGUCCUACAGGGAUCUGUACUGCCGCUUCGCCGAGUGCUGCCGCGAGGAGCAGCGGCUCAACGCGUCGGCCCUCAAGCUGGAAUUAGAGGAGAAGCUGUUUGGGCAGCAUCUGGCCACAGAGGUGAUUCUCAAGGCGCUGACUGGCUUCAAGAACAACAAAAAUCCCAAGAAACCGCUGACUCUUUCCUUACAUGGCUGGGCUGGCACGGGCAAGAAUUUUGUCAGCCAAAUUGUGGCGGAAAAUCUUCACUCAAAAGGCCUGAAGAGUAACUUUGUCCACCUGUUUGUCUCGACUCUGCACUUCCCUCACGAGCAGCAGAUAAAACUGUACCAGGACCAGUUACAAGGAUGGAUUCGGGGUAACGUGAGUGCAUGCGCGAGCUCUGUGUUCAUAUUUGACGAGAUGGAUAAAUUGCACCCUGGGGUCAUCGAUGCAAUCAAGCCAUUUCUAGACUACUAUGAGCAGGUUGAUGGCGUGUCUUACCGGAAGGCCAUCUUCAUCUUUCUCAGCAAUGCUGGUGGGGACCUCAUAACUAAGAUUGCCCUUGACUUUUGGCGGGCGGGAAGAAAGAGGGAAGACGUUCAGCUGAAGGAUCUUGAACCCGUGCUUUCUGUCGGAGUCUUCAACAAUAAACACAGUGGCCUGUGGCACAGUGGACUGAUAGACAGAAACCUCAUCGAUUACUUUAUCCCCUUCCUCCCCCUGGAGUACAGACACGUGAAGAUGUGUGUGCGGGCAGAGAUGAGGGCCCGCGGCUCUGCCAUCAAUGAGGACGUUGUCACCAGAGUGGCAGAUGAAAUGACUUUUUUCCCCAAAAGCGAGAAAAUCUACUCAGACAAGGGCUGCAAGACUGUGCAGUCACGGUUGGAUUUUCACUGACCUCUUACUCAAGUGGGGUAAGAGACUGCUGGGAGCUCAGCAAGCGAGGGUCUUGCCUUCCGGAAGCACUUUGAAGCCCUCUUUGGGGUUUGCACUUUGCACCUGUGGACUUUCGGGACGUAGAAGUUUCUAAGAGUUGAGUUUUGAACAGACACCCAUCUGUUGAGUGCAGUUGUCAUUUUGGACCUGAUAGCAAUCCAUCUGUUAACUGCGGUGGAAAAUGAACUUUUAACCACCCUCCCCUUGCUGACCUUGACAGAAGUGCCUUGGAGACAGCUGUGUGAGUGAGACCCACAGCACCCACACCUCAGAAGCUGCUGCUCUAACUCAGGGAGUUCAAGGGCCCUGCUGCAACCUGGGGAGCAUUUGGUUUGCACCUGCUGAAAACCUGUUUCUUUGCACAGAGAGUGUUCACUGGCUUCAAGAAUUUUCAGUUGAAAUCAGUGGCACCUUCAGGCACAGACAGCGUCCGGUGGAGAUGUGGCCUGCACACGGAACAUUCUCGACCAGGUGAUCUCUCUGCCUGUGGUGUGGGGUCUCCAUCCGAGGCCACUGCAAGCAGACCAGGACCGACGGCCUCGCAGUUUGUCCGUUGCUUUGGCUGGUCGUGGAAUUCCUUUGCCGUCUCUCAGUUGGUAUUGAUCUCAGCCUGCCUUGUACCACUUCUGCUCCUGAAUUUCAGUCGCUGCUAGAUUUGCCCCUAAUCACACAUCAUCAUGAGAGUCAAAUCAGAAUGAGGCUGUUGGUUUUGAAUUUGAGCUCUUGGUUACCAUGGUGAAAUGUGUUACAGUUUAUGCAUGGAUCAGUCUCUCACUUUAUUCCAGAGAAUCAUUUGAAAGCCAUAGGACAUGCUCAAGUCUCCAUGGAUGCCACAUGCCAGAGUGGUCAGCUGGCAGAGUCGGCUUUGCCAAAGAAGUGUAAGUACUGGACACAGAAAUGCUAGAAUUUUCAAGGAUAUGUAUGUUUUUUAUGAUGUUUUUACUUGUGAAUCUUAGAUAAGAAAAAUAUAGGACAUGGCUUAUUUUAAAACCUGGGAAGGACACCAAAAAAUGGAAUAAUUGCCCAUCCCUUUAUCAGAAAUCUUAACAAAAACAGUAUGCAUUUUUAUUGUUCAGUCCGUGGCAAUAGCUGGUCACAGCUGUAGGUCAAACAAGGUCAGUGUGAAGCGGCUGGUUCCGGGUGUCCUCUGAUGACGAGCACCCUCUAUGACAGCGCUAGGCCGGACCGCCCUGGUCACCGGGAAGUAAGACAGAUUCCAGCCCGUGUGAAUUGGUGUGUGUCACAGCUGCGAUGCGACCACAGACACUUUAGAAGAACAGCGUGCAUUGUGUUCAUAUGGAAGAUGUAGAAGGAACAUCCUUACGACAUAGGAGUGCCUUACAGAGGGUCACCUUUAGUCUUUUAAAAAUGCCAAGUUAAGGGGCGCCUGGGUGGCUCAGUGGGU
Neomonachus schauinslandi (Hawaiian monk seal) is the source of this 2477-nucleotide messenger RNA. It is a transcript of the gene TOR1B, whose product is annotated as torsin family 1 member B. The coding region runs from base 23 to 1033 and encodes 336 amino acids. Gene Ontology annotation, molecular function: ATP hydrolysis activity; ATP binding; kinesin binding. Gene Ontology annotation, cellular component: endoplasmic reticulum; nuclear envelope; endoplasmic reticulum lumen. The transcript is spliced from 5 exons. Gene Ontology annotation, biological process: nuclear membrane organization; protein localization to nucleus. The record is from RefSeq and is a predicted model, not a curated record. NCBI's taxonomy places the organism in Eukaryota, Metazoa, Chordata, Mammalia, Carnivora, Phocidae.